Solenopsis invicta (red fire ant) is the source of this 1238-nucleotide messenger RNA. Its product is annotated as protein PELPK1. Lineage: Eukaryota; Metazoa; Arthropoda; Insecta; Hymenoptera; Formicidae. The record is from RefSeq and is a predicted model, not a curated record. The transcript is spliced from 2 exons. Bases 662 to 1225 code for a protein of 187 amino acids.
UUGUCUUAUCUGAAAAAGUGUAAAUGAAAAAAUGAAAAAGUGUGAAUUGCAUCGAUACUCGCGCGAAUUCUCGAAAUUUAUUGUUGUCGCUUUUCCAAUAUGUGUCGAUUGAUUCUCAUUCAGCGUUUACUUCGUGAACGGUUGUCAUUGCGUUGGAGAUCGCGUAUUUUGACUGUGUAUUGAUGGGUUAACAGUGUAAUAUUAAAUUUGUAAUUUGCAUAAAAUUAUAUAAUAUCAAAAAUUAUGUAGCGCGUGCUUGUUUUAUCUAGUAUAUUAAAAAAUGGGAACUCUUAAAAUAUCUAAUAAAUAACUAUUUUAUUCUUUUUUUUUAAACAUCAUGUUUUUCCGCAAUGGCGGAAUUUAUUUGAAUAUACUUGUCUAACGCGUCAUUUCUAUGUGUGCACAUAUGUGACAAUUUUAUAUCAGUAACAUGUGCCCAAAAGAAUGCGGAACACAUAUGCUUUAUGAAAUCAUUAAUUAUUCUCAUUGUACGGAAUAUGUAGACGACAGUUUUGCUACGCAAAUAGCAAAACAGAUGCGUGCAGUUUGUCAAUGCGCUUAACAAAUAGAACAUUAUUCAAUGGUAUGGUAUAUAAAUGUGGCUACUGCACUGUGCGGUACAACAUUCACAGUGUGAGUACCAGCAGCGCAAAAUUUCAACAUGAAGGCAACAAUGGUGUUUAUGGUCUUGGCUAUCGUGGUGUGCGCCAUGGUUCAGAAAUCCGAACAAUUUGACAUGCCUCAAUUGCCGAAUAUGCCCAACUUACCUAAUUUGCCGAUGCCUUCAAUGCCUAAGUUGCCGAUGCCUUCAAUGCCUAAGUUGCCGAGUCUACCUAAAUUGCCGAGUCUGCCUAAAUUGCCGAGUCUGCCUAAAUUGCCUUCAUUGUCAGAUAUGACUUCCAAAUUUAUACCUGAUUUAUCCAAUUUUGGUAUGUCGGAUAUAAAAAAUAUGAUCACGUCUGGUACGCUAUUUAAUCCGACGCAAUGGAUUAUGAAGUUGGUUCCCGAUAUACCAAAGAACGUCCAAAUAACGUGUGCGAUGGGCCUAACUGCAGAAACAUGUAAAUCGAUGAUUCCUGUACCUAUGCCGAUACCCGGAUUGGAUGUCACUAUGAAGAAUAUGCUGAGUAGUCCAUUCGAUCUGUCAAAUAUAGUUGGAAUAUCAGCUCAUCUACCAGGCAUUAAUCUGGCAGGCAUAAAAUGUUGUGCGGGUCUAGUAAAAUAAACAUCAUCACAAA